Messenger RNA from Callorhinchus milii (elephant shark), 4264 nucleotides. RefSeq names its product regulator of G protein signaling 3a (gene rgs3a). The coding region runs from base 39 to 3038 and encodes 999 amino acids. Gene Ontology annotation, biological process: signal transduction. Gene Ontology annotation, molecular function: protein binding. The record is from RefSeq and is a predicted model, not a curated record. The transcript has 24 exons. NCBI's taxonomy places the organism in Eukaryota, Metazoa, Chordata, Chondrichthyes, Chimaeriformes, Callorhinchidae. Gene Ontology annotation, cellular component: nucleus; plasma membrane.
CCCAGGAGACUCAGUGCCAAUACGAUUUAAACAAUAAGAUGGAAUAUAGACUGAGAAGGGCUGAGGCCGAGCGUGAGAAUAAACCUCAAGCAGCAACAGUUCAAACAUCAUUGAGGGCAAUGAGGUCCUGCAACCCAAAGAACAAGAGGAGGAUUAGCUAUGCCGGUGUGAAGGGAAAAGGGCAGCUGAAACUAUCGGUUCAUCUUCCAGAUGGUAUUGCAGUUCACAUAAUGGAAGCAAAGGGACUUAUGGGAAGAGAAUACCGAACCUGUGAUUCAUAUGUAAAGCUGUCUGUGGUUCCCGACCUCAGUCGUAGAAGCAGACGAAAGACCAAGACUGUGCCAGACUGCAAAAAUCCUGUCUUUCAUGAAUAUUUCAAUUUCCCACUUCAAGAGACAGAUGAGCAGAAAAGACUUCUCGUUACAGUUUGGAACAGAGACAGAAUCUCAAGGCGCAGUGAGCUACUUGGAUGUAUGAGUUUUGGAGUUAGGUCAUUGCUUGGAUUGGACAAGGAUAUCAAUGGUUGGUAUUAUCUACUUGGAGAAGAUCUGGGCAGAACAAAGCAUCUGAAGGUGGCCACGAGGCGUCUGAAACCAAAUCAAGGAUCUCCCAUGAAAAAUUAUGCAGCGAAAACCGAGGGCAAAGGCAUUGAGGAUAUGGAGCAGCUGAAGGUGACAAUCCCUCGAGGUAAAGAUGGUUUUGGCUUCACUAUUUGCUCGGAUGCUCCCGUGCGUGUGCAAGCCGUUGAUCCAGGUGGGCCAGCAGAUCUGGCAGGCCUGCAGUCACUGGACACAGUGCUACAGCUAAAUGGGCAGCAGGUGGAACAGUGGAAGUGUGUGGAACUGGCUCACACAAUAAGAAACUGCCACAGUGAGAUUGUUGUUUUAAUUUGGCGCCUUGGUCCUCAGUUGAAACCCGGCUUUGAGAAUUUGAUAAGACUUCCCUCACACCGAUCAAAUUACGAGCUCCAGACGCCACCGAACAAACGGGAGAAGAGCAGUGUCAGCUCAAUGGGAUCGGGGGAUCACAGAGCGAGCCUCAGUAUGGUGUAUGAUGGCACAGAUGGAGUCAUACUGAAUAGCUGGGAGCGACGGCAGGAAUUUGACAAGUGUUCCCAGAAUGUGCCCUCGGUGUCCCAUGUGGCCUCUGGUGGGGACAAGAACAUCAUCAUCUUGUCACCAAUCAAACACGGCAGUCAGAUUCUGAGGCAAAUAUCUCAAGACAACCACGUCAUUUAUGCAAAUCUAGGACGAGAGCAGAGUGGACCAGAGAGAAAGCAGUCGCUUAUAGGAUCUUCUACAGAUCUGCUGAAGUCAACCGUACAAGCAGUGAAAAAUUAUGGAAACUACCGAAACUGUACAAUAGUGAGGUCCCAUAUUGCCCCUGCCAAUUACGCAACAUGCAUGACUCUUCCUCCAAAAAUUGUCGUCUUCCCUCUCUUUGUCCAGCCGCUUGAUCUGUGCAAUCCAGCACGAAGCUUGGUUCUUUCGGAGAAUUUGCUUUUACACGAAGGAAAAAGUCGACCUCUCAAGGUUUGCAUUUUCAUCUACACCGACUUGAUACUUUUGACCAAGGAGGACGAAAGGGGUCAGUGCAGUGUUCUGCAAAAUCCUUUUUUCCUGCAGUGCACAGAGAUAGAGCAAAGUGCUUGGGGGGAUCUCCACUUUUCUAUCACAUCUCGCGGUGAGAAAUCACACAGCACUUUGAGUUUGGAAGCUUUCUCAGCAGAACAAAAGAGGAAAGUGUACCAGUGCUUAAUGGAGCACGUUAUCAAACAGAAGCAAGAGCAAAAAGCAACAGUGUCUGAAGCUGUGAGCAAGAUGCUUGACCCAAAGUCAGAUGACCCGUCCGAAAUGCCAUCUGAGGAAAAGGCUGCCAUCUGUGAUCUCCAGCCAACUGAUGGAGCAGCUGCUGAAAAUGACAAGACUCCAGAGGAACAGACAGACCCUGAUGAGCAAAGAGAGAGUCAUGAAGAACUGAAUGAUGUCAAAUCUCAGAACUUUCGAGUACCGUUCAUCAUACCAGAGGUCAGACUGGACAAGAGCUUUAGCCAAAGUGCUGAGGCUUUGCCCAAUUUUCACAUUGACGCUGCAGAUGAGGAUGAAGAGGAAGAUGAUGAAGAUGAGGACGAUGACAGUGACGAUAGUUAUGUGGAUAGAAAUGACUCGAAGCGUCGCAGUAUGAUUGAAACAUCAGCUUGUGAGAAACAUUGCACUCUGACCGUCCAGAACUCACUGAGACGCCGCACACACAGUGAGGGCAGCCUCCUGCAGGAGCCCAAGACACAGUGCUUCACAUCUGACAAUGCUCUCAACUGCUCGGGCUGUGAUGGACAGAACAUGAAGAGCGACUGGGCUCCACCUUCUCCGAAGACCCUCAAAAAAGAGAUUGCGAACGUCAGAAAUGGUGGUUCCAUGCAUCAGUUAUGCCUCAUCUUCUCUGGCCACAAGCAGCUAUCUGGGGCAGACGCUGAAUGUGGCUAUGACCAAACUGACGAUGGCUUCAAGAAAAAGAGCAAGAAUAUAGCCAAAGACAUGAAAAACCGCUUGGGAUUUCUACGUCGACGGAAUGAUUCUGGGCCGGGGAGUAAUGCUGCCAAGUUGGACAAAGUCAUUAAAACUGUCCGGCCUUCACCUGAAGAAGCCUUGAAAUGGGGAGAGUCUUUAGACAAGCUGCUAACCCACAAAUACGGCUUAGCAGCUUUCAGAGCUUUUCUGCGGACGGAAUUCAGCGACGAGAAUCUGGAGUUCUGGUUAGCGUGUGAGGAGUACAAAAAGGUCAAAUCACAAUCCAAAAUGAUCUCAAAGGCCAAGAAAAUAUUCGCAGAAUACAUUGCUAUUCAGUCCUGCAAAGAGGUUAAUUUAGACUCACACACAAGGGAACACACCAAAGAUAAUCUUCAGAAAGUGUCACGCUCCUGCUUUGAUUUAGCUCAGAAGAGGAUAUUUGGUUUGAUGGAAAAGGACUCUUAUCCACGAUUUCUUAGAUCAGAAUUGUAUUUGGAUUUGAUAAACCAGAAGAAACCAAACGCAUCCUAGAUCUGCAAAGCAGAGCGUUAAAGACAGAGAGAGACUGAACUCUGUGUUUACAUCGAUGGAAGCAAAGGUUUUUCAUUGCUGUUUGGCUCAGACAUAUCAAAACCCACAUUGGUGACUGGAGUAAAACAUUGAAGCCAUCACUGAGACAAGGCCACCUUUUGAGAAACACAGUCAGGUACUGUUUUAUUGCAGUUUCUCGCUUUGAGUCCCCCAACUCCCAUCUGCUAUUGGUACGAUCUUAUUUUAAGACACCUUUUAUGUACUUGUUAAGUGACAACAGCAUGAAGAUUUGCAAAACCAUAGCAGAAAAUCAGUUGAAUUUUGUCUUCCCACCCGCCCUGCCAUAAUGCCGACCUUUCAUGUUUCUGGAGUAGUGAAUUCCUCCACAGCAGCAGAAAAGAGCUCCUUGUUGUGGGGCUCAGUAAUGAACAGCCUCACUGACAAUAGAAGAUGUUUGUAAAGGACCAAAUCACCAUGAACUUUGGGCUCUCAAGAACGUCCGAGUUUUGCACCAUCUCCAAAGACUUGAGCUUGCGCAGCUCUGGCUCCAUGGUGCGGGAGCAGAGACUUGUGAUGUCGUCUGUACAUUUGUACAUAGAAGAAUUGACUUUGAAGAGGUAUCCUAGUGAUUUAUUUCAUUGCACUUUCCUUUUCCAAACCUGUAUUCUUCUGGGGUAGUUGUGUCUUGCUUGGGGCUAUAGCACCAAAAACAAUCUAUUGGUAGAGUUAUAAUAUACAAGGGAAUGUUCAUCUAUUUAUUCUGCAGUCAGAUGCUUGAUGCAUUUCUACUAGAUAAAGUUCCGAUUUUCCUCUCUUACUUUGUUGGAGUGCAAUAUUUCCUCGACUUUCAUUGACUCACGAGGUGAUGGGUGUAAUAUUUGUACAAAUUAUGUGGAAAUCGGGAAGUUAAUUUACAAUUAAUGUUUAAUUUCUCAGCAGCAGGCAGCUGGGGGUUGUUUCCAAAUAUAUAGUUGGGUUUUUGGAAAUCUGGAGUUUGAUAAUGAUAAUAUGAGACAGCAGCGACGGUGCCAGUGCCACAGAUGGUGGGAGGGAGACCUAGCAUGAAUGUCUCCCUUGACCUAUUGCAUUGCUUGUUAAAAGGAGUUUGAAAACCAUAUAUUUUAUUAAUUCCCACUGUUUACAAUGCACAGGAUCUCCUAAAAGCAAGCAAAGGACUAUUUUCAUGUCGCAGUAAAGGGUAAAUAAAGAAUGGUUCUCAACAAGUA